Messenger RNA from Owenia fusiformis, 2212 nucleotides. NCBI's taxonomy places the organism in Eukaryota, Metazoa, Annelida, Polychaeta, Sabellida, Oweniidae. The record is from the annotation of a GenBank genome assembly.
CAAAACUAAAUUUACACAUGCGCAAGCAAGACACGUGGUUUUAUCAAAAGUUUAUGUUCGUUUUAGUUUAAUUUUUGGAGCCACAUAUUACAGUAAAUAAACACUUUAAGAUGGAUAGAAAAUUAUAUAUUCUGUUUACAAUAGCUCUACAUUUUGUAAAUACAUAUGGAACCGAGUUUAAAGAAGAUGAUGGCGUCCUUAUAUUGAAUGACAAGAAUUUUGAUAAAGCGAUACAAGAGCAUCAUCCAUUGCUAGUUCUAUUUUAUGCCAAGUGGUGUCGAGAUAGCAAAGACAUCAAGGAAGUUUUUCCAAAUGUUGGUCGCAAGAUCAGAGACUCAAACGCCACUGGUAUUCAAGAUGUGAAGCUCGCCAUGUUGGAUGUUGGAGAUGGGAUCUUACAGACGAGAAAACGUGGAAUCGUCAGAUUUCCCUCAAUUCAACUCUUCAAAGACGGAAACUGGAUAGAUGGCGCUACUGCGGGUAGACAGUCUGCUGACAUAACAGCGUGGCUGGAGAAGAAGAUGGAAUCCCCAUUCGUCUAUCUAGACACGAAGGAAGACUUUGACGCUUUCACCGACAAAUUCCGAACAGUAGUUGGAGCAUUCUAUCACGAGAAUUCUGCUCGUUAUCGGUCAUAUGAAGCUACAGCACACACCUUCAAAGAUGAACUGAAUAUGGAGUUCGGCCUUAUAACGAACCAAGGGUUUGCAGCUGAUGUGGGCAUGAUGGAUAGUGAAAUUUCGGUGUUUAGAAAGGAUUUGGACAAAGUUGUCUAUGAGGGAGCCCCAACUUUUGAUGAUGUCUCGACAUUCGUUCUGAAAAACUGGGUUCCAGAUAUCUUUGAAUACACGAACAGGGAUAGUGAGAAGAUAGGACUAUUACAGGAGAAGGGAGUAGUCAAGAACUUGGUAAUGAUGUUUAUUGAUAAAGAUGCUGACUACUUUGAUGAGAAAAUGAAAAUGUAUUCAGAAGUGAGACAAGAAUUCGCCAGUUCAGAUACAUUAUUUGCCUUUGAAGACUGUAAAAGGAACGGCAGAAAUACGUUUCUUCAACGACAUUGUAACCUUGUCCAGACAGACUGUCCAGCUAUUCGUGGAAUCUACAUACAAGACUUGGAUUUUCCCAAAGUUAAACCAGAUCCUUUGACCAAGGCAAAUGUUAGAAACCUGGUGAAUGGGUUAAAUACAAAAACUUUGGAGCCGUAUUGGAGGUCUGCAAAUGUUCCUCAAAAGAAGGACGAAUUGGAUAACGGCGUCCGCGUUUUAGUCAGCUUGAACUUUGAUGACGUCGUCGGUGACCAAGAAAAACACGUUUUCGUCAUGUUUUAUACUCCGUGGUGCGCACAGUGCAAAAAAUUAAUGCCCGAUUGGGAGAAGCUAGCUGAAGAUUACAAAGACAAUGAAGAUAUCAUCAUUGCUAAAAUUGAUAUGAUAGAUAAUGAGGUCAAAGAAUUCGCAACACUUUACUCAUGGCCAGUCUUCAAACUCUUCCCUAAAUAUAAAGAUACGUUUGUGAACUUCAAAGAAAACAAAACUUACGAGGAAUUGAAGUCAUUUAUAAACAUAUAUGCAUUAUUUGAUGACACCAAUGAAGUACUUAAACGAAGUUUAGAUGAGAUGAAUGAUGAAGACCGAGAUAUAACUGAAAAAAUCAUACUUGGCAUGAAAGUGGAGCUUCCAAAAGAGGAAGUUGAACGUUUUGCACCCGCAGAAGAAUUGGGAGAAGGACGUCCUCGACAAAAAGUUCUUACGAAAGAGGAAUGGGAAGAAUUUGAUCGACUCCAAGAUGAAGUCAUGGAACCACAUACACAUGAUGAUGACGAAGAUCCUCAUGAACAUUAAUAUUAGUUUUAGUAACAUUUUGGAUUUUCAUCAACUUUUACAAUUAAGUGAAAACUGUAAAGUGAGAACACCUCUUUAAUUAAAACACUUUUCAGAGUACCAUAACCAAUCAACUUUAUGUUGAACACUUAUCUGGAAGUGGAACACCUUCCAAGUAGAACACCUUUUAGAGGUUUCAAAUGUGUUCCACUCAUACAGGUUUUACUGUAGUGUAUUUCGGAAUCAUGGCUGUGUGAAUUUUACUGUAGUAAUCUGCUAAUUUGGUCUCGAUAAUAAAUCUUCAUACUAUGUAAAUAAUGAUAAAAAUCAAAUGGACUUUUGUUGUUCAUAUGAUGUUCUAUAUAACUAAGAAAUUCUACGAUAGUUGAUAC